AUGUCAAAAGCAUCUCGAAUUCCACAGCCAAAGGCUGCCGCUGCUGCACCUUCAACUUCAAGGACGGCGGGGGCUGGGACUAGUCGGGAGGCGCCAAUGAUGCAAGCGGAGAUGGACGUGGACGCACUACAUGCACGCCUCGCCCUUCUCGGCGCGCCGCCUGUAUCAAAAGAGGAGUUGGGGAGACUUACAAAAGGUGCUUUUGGAGAGGCGUUGUUCUUCCUUGCGGAGAGUGUGAGAGGGAGGAGCGGUGUGGGGGUGGUUAGGACAAAGUUGGACGAACUGCUUAGCGACGAAGUUUCGAGGAGGAGGCUUUCUGGGGAUGGGAUGGGAGCGGCGAGAAUGGAGAUGCGGAAGGCUUCUUCGAGGCUUGAAGGCGCGAGACGCGAGGUUGAGGGUCUGGAGGUGCAGCUAAGGCAGCGGGAAGCCGCGCUAUGCUCAGAUGAAAAAGAGGUGAGGCGGCUUGAGGGAGUGCUGGUCCGCGAACGCCACGUUGAUUUGCUGCUGUUGGCUCUAGAGAGGAAGGAAAGGGCGAGAAAGGAACGGGUUGAGGCGAUGGAGGGGUUGUUGAAGGAGUUUAGGCAACGUGUGCAGGAGCGGAGCUUACAAGUAAAUGGUUCUAAGAGAACGGCUCCUGUCCUUACUCAGCAGGUCAUCAAACAACGGCUACCCUCUCACAAGCUGAUGAAGACAAGCCAUACUAAAGACGCUUUGACGCGGCUACAUGCCCAUCAUAUAUAUCUCAGCAAUCUUGCUUCUCAGGGACAAGGUCAAGAUUCAAACAAACUCGAGCUUCGCCUUCGCAAAGCUAUAGCUAGGUCGGAAAACCUUGUAGAGUCUGACGAAAGGGUGGAGGCACUAUUCCAGCAUGUCAAAGCCUCUGCGCAUGCGAACGCCAGAAGCAAAGUGCAUUUUUCUUCCGACAACGUCAAGGCAACGGACCCUGCUGAGGCACUGGCAUCUAAAAACGCGAGGCAAAAACUGUUGCAGGAGGUAUAUGAUCGUUCUAUUGCACUGGGAUUUCUGUGCGAUCAUCAUCUUGCAUCUUUAUACACUUUCAGUACUCACACUUCUGCUGCUUUGCGAGCCGCACUGCAGGAUGAGGCGCCUUUGACGAAGGGGUAUAUCAGCGCGCUUUCACAACACAUUACCGAUGUUGCUGUUAAUAAGCCUGAUACCACUAGUCUGCGGAUACAAGAAGAAUGUGGAGUAUUAGGCAAUGUGACGCAACAAUAUGUACUUGAAGUGACAGAAAAGAAAAUAAGAAGAGUGCAUGAUGCGGAGACGUUCCUCGUAGGAGUGCAGAUUAAUAAACCACAUACCAGUGACGAAGACUCGCUGCUCAUCGGUUCGUUCCCUGCUCUUUUCCUCAACAAAAAGGCUGCGCUCUCAUCUCGCCUUCCCCCAGCCAACUAUACCCGUGAUUCAAGGCUGGCACACGAUCAGGCCAGCAAGCUACUUGCGCGAAAAUCGGAAAAGGUCGAGAUGGGACAGGCGAUUUUGAAGGAUAUCGAGACGAUUCACAGGGAGGCUAAGAUGAUAUGUGAUGCUGGUUUGGUGUAG
This is a messenger RNA of Serpula lacrymans var. lacrymans S7.9, 1563 nucleotides long. RefSeq lists its product as uncharacterized. The transcript is spliced from 11 exons. Lineage: Eukaryota; Fungi; Basidiomycota; Agaricomycetes; Boletales; Serpulaceae. The record is from RefSeq and is a predicted model, not a curated record. Bases 1 to 1563 code for a protein of 520 amino acids.